GCUAUCCGUGAGUCCUUGAUGCCUGUGUGGCACUGAGACAACCUCUACGAAGUCAUGAUUCUGGAUUCUAAUGUUGGUCUACUGCUGUCACUGAGGAAAUUUCUGUGCACAGGGUGUCUGCCCGCUGCUGAGCCGCGAUGGGCGACUGGAGCUUCCUGGGGGAGUUCCUGGAGGAGGUGCACAAGCACUCCACGGUGAUCGGCAAGGUCUGGCUCACGGUGCUCUUCAUCUUCCGCAUGCUGGUGCUGGGCACGGCCGCCGAGUCCUCCUGGGGCGACGAGCAGGCGGACUUCCAGUGUGAUACCAUGCAGCCGGGCUGCGAGAACGUCUGCUACGACCAGGCCUUCCCCAUCUCGCACAUCCGCUACUGGGUGCUGCAGAUCAUCUUCGUGUCCACGCCGUCGCUGGUGUACAUGGGCCACGCCAUGCACACGGUGCGCAUGCAGGAGAAGCGCCGGCUGCGCGAGGCCGCCCAGGGGGCCGGGGAGGGCCAGGGCGCCGGCUCCUACGGCUUCCCGGCGGCCGAGAAGACGGAGCUGUCCUGCUGGGAGGAAGCCAACGGCAAGAUCGUCCUCCGGGGCACCCUGCUCAACACCUACGUGUGCAGCAUCCUGAUCCGCACCACCAUGGAGGUGGCCUUCAUCGUGGGCCAGUACCUGCUCUACGGCAUCUUCCUGGACACGCUGCACGUCUGCCGCCGCAGCCCCUGCCCCCACCCCGUCAACUGCUACGUGUCCCGGCCCACGGAGAAGAACGUCUUCAUCGUCUUCAUGCUGGCGGUGGCCGGCCUGUCCCUCUUCCUCAGCCUGGCCGAGCUCUACCACCUGGGCUGGAAGAAGCUGCGGCCGCGGCUCGCCCGGCCAGGGCAGGGCAGGGCUGAGUGUCAGCUGCCCGGCCCCUCCACGGGCGCCGCCCCGGGCUGCACGCCGCCCCCUGACUUCAGCCAGUGCCUGGAGAACGGUCCUGGGGGCAAGUUCUUCAACCCGUUCAGCAACAGGAUGGCCUCCCAGCAAAACACGGACAACCUGGCCACAGAGCAGGUGCGCGGCCAGGAGCAGAUGCCCGGGGAGGGUUUCAUUCACAUCCGCUAUGCCCAGAAGCCGGAGGUGCCCAAUGGCGUCUCCCCAGGGCACGGCCUCCCCCAGGGCUACCAGAGGGACAAGCGCCGACUGAGCAAGGCCAGCAGCAAGGCCAGGUCCGAUGACCUCUCAGUGUGACCCUCCGGUGGGGGGGACUAGGACCAGGUGGGGACCAAGGAGGCUCAGAGGAGGAAGAGGGGGUCCUGCCGACCCCACCUGUCUUGUUCUCAGCACCGCUCUGCUCCUUGGGGGCCAGUGCUGUCGGAGGUCUAGCCAGGCCUCUGUCUCUCCCCCACCCUCUACCCAGUGCACUCAGUGAAGACUCAGGUUACUCGCUGAACAGGGGAGUAAGGGAAGGGACCGAGGCAAAAUCUGGCCUGGGAGGGGUAGCCAGAGAGAGAGGAUAAUUCUCUCCAUACCAGCCACAUGCCAGAGGGUUCUCUGAGUCUCUAUGGCGCCUGUGAACUGGGUAUCCUUCCUCCUGCAAGGAAGACCCCAGAGCUCCUAGCCGGUAAAGAGCAUGAGCCAAGGAACUUGCACGAGGUGUGCUCUGGAACCUGUGGUGUCCACGGGCCAAGCCUUGCAGGCAGCGAGGUUGCCUUGGGCCGCCCUUGGCUGCCGCUGCCUCUACCCAGUCUUACCUAAAAAGAGGUCCUUGGAGCUUGACCAGCAGCCUCGACUUUACAAGUGCCUUGGUAUGCACGCCUGGCAAAGGUCCCGCCUUUACUCUGCCAGGGGGUGGGUGCAAGCAGGCCAGGGAGUGCACGCAGGCCAGGGGGUGCGCGUGCCCCUCGGGAGCCACUGUGAGCAGACUCCCUGGAAUUCCUGCCACCACCUGUUCUGUAGCUCUUUACAGUUCAGCCCGAUGACAGACACCAUGCCUUCCUGGCCUCCUGUGGCUGUUCACCCAGUGCUCCCUGACAGGCCUCACCAGCCAGGAGACCCAAGAAGCCAUCGUCCUCUCUCAGAUCCUGACCAGAUCACCAGCCACAGAGGCCAGUGGAAUUUCCCCAGGUCUUAUUAAAACAACAAGAACAUUGUGCUUCUCACAGUCCCCUUGGGGAAAAAAAGCAAGUCUGCUGUGAAGAUGAAAAUUAAAAGAGGAGAGAAAAUACUGGAAAAUGAUUUUUUUCUUCCUAUUUAUUUCCCUCGCUGACUGCCAAUUAGGGUGCCAAGAAGAGGUCUGAUGACAGCGAUGGAAGCCCCCAGCUCCUUCUCCCCGAGGGCACAGACAUGUAGGGGAAACGCCAGUUCUCUUGGCAGGGUUCUCCUGUAAGAGCUCAGAGCUCCCUGUGGCUCCCUGGUGCUCCCAAUGAAGCUGCCAGGAGGGGACUUCAGAAAAGCCCGCUUUGCCCAGGGACUGGCCUGGACUCUCCAUUCAGUCCAUGCAUAAUGGGUUGUCAUUUUGGAUGAAGGUAAAGGAUGCUCAGAAUUGGAUUCUGAGAUGUAUAGAGAAAUGGUUACUUUUAAAAAUGUGUGUGUGUGUUUGGGGGCGGGGGGCACGCGCACACACACGCGCCUGCUGAUGGGGUGUGUGAAGGGAACAGGAUGUCUGAAAUAAGGAAAGGAAACCUUGGAGAAUCUUGUGUCUUUCUGCCUGCCCCUCUGAUGCCUCACAGAGGGGCUGAGCCUCGCUGUUUUCAGGAUUAUCAGCCCACAGGGGCGGGCGUAAGAGGUGGGACAGAGGAGGGUGUGGGCUCAGAGGGAAGCUGAGCUUCUAGCCCACCUGCCCAUCUCCUGGCCCCUCUGCUGGUAUUUGGAGGUGAUUGGUGGGUGGAAAGAAGGCUGAUGGUAGAGGGAACUGACUGGGACACCCUCUUAUCUAUUGUCUGGCGCUGGCCUUAAGACUCUGCAAAACAAAGCACAAAAGACUCCCUCUCCUUCCAUCUCUGAGAUCUUUGUUUUGUGAAAUGAGUGUUCUUGAAUUAGAAACGCUGUGAGACCAGUUUUUGAUGAUGGGCCUUUCAGGAAGGAAAAAGGAAAUAUUAUGUGUAGUUUGUCUUAAUAAAGUCUGGCUCUGUGUU
Molecule: messenger RNA, 3103 nt
Organism: Myotis myotis
Lineage: Eukaryota; Metazoa; Chordata; Mammalia; Chiroptera; Vespertilionidae
Gene: GJA5
Product: gap junction protein alpha 5
Exons: 2
Coding region: 138-1217 (359 amino acids)
Biological process (GO): cell communication
Cellular component (GO): connexin complex
Source: RefSeq, a predicted model, not a curated record